UCGUCUUCUAGAUGGUUAUCAAGACAUUCAAAAGAUCCAUACGUUCUCAAACGUUCCUCUUCCGAUGAGAAUUAUCGAUCAAGAUCUUCUUUCAAACUUCUCUCCCUGAUCACUCGCUAUCCUCUCUUCGGUCAAGGAUCUAAUGUGGUAGAUCUUGGUGCUGCUCCUGGUGGAUGGUCACAAGUGGCGGUCAAGUAUGUAUUCAACAAGCAGAAGCAGGAUCAGAAAGUGGCCGAUAAUAAAGUGGAACAACACAAUGUGAUGAGAGAGAAAGAAAGAAGAAAAAGAGGAAGUGUAUUCGCGCUUGAUAUACUACCUAUGGAACCUAUACCUGAUGUGGACAUCAUCACUGGAGAUUUUCUAGAUGAUAAUGAUAUCGAGCUAGGUGAGAUAGGAAAUGUGGAAGAGAAAGAUGAACUAUUGUUGGAUUGCGUGUUGAGCGAUAUGAUGGCUCCUAUGUCUGGUAUCAGGAUAAGAGAUAUACAAGCUAGUUUGGAUUUAGUACGAGGUGCCACUCAAUUCGCCAAGACAAAGAGAAAGCUGAUGGACAGUAUGAAAUUCUUUUCUCAUCCAGAUUUAGACGAUUUCAAACGACAAGAACUCAUACCUUUCUUUGAUAAAGUUUUCGUGGAUAAACCUAAAGAGAGUAGAAAAGAAUCGAGUGAAGCUUAUUUCGUUUGCAUGGGUUAUAAAGGA
Tremella mesenterica DSM 1558 is the source of this 696-nucleotide messenger RNA. RefSeq lists its product as uncharacterized. Lineage: Eukaryota; Fungi; Basidiomycota; Tremellomycetes; Tremellales; Tremellaceae. Gene Ontology annotation, biological process: RNA methylation. The record is from RefSeq and is a predicted model, not a curated record. The annotation marks the transcript as partial. Gene Ontology annotation, molecular function: rRNA (uridine-2'-O-ribose)-methyltransferase activity. The transcript has 4 exons. Gene Ontology annotation, cellular component: mitochondrion.